Messenger RNA from Conger conger (European conger), 2968 nucleotides. Its product is annotated as WD repeat and SOCS box-containing protein 1. The record is from RefSeq and is a predicted model, not a curated record. NCBI's taxonomy places the organism in Eukaryota, Metazoa, Chordata, Actinopteri, Anguilliformes, Congridae. The coding region runs from base 394 to 1665 and encodes 423 amino acids. The transcript has 9 exons. Gene Ontology annotation, biological process: intracellular signal transduction. Gene Ontology annotation, molecular function: protein binding.
CAAAAUACCAGCCACCCAGCAGCCAUUGUAUCUCAGUGUCUAGUGUAUCGGGGGGCAAAUUGACGUUCCACGAGUGUUAUACUGGUUGAAAGAUUAGCAAAAAGCUUUCUUUGAUAUUGAACCGAAUAUUGCAGGUUAUUUAUGUUACAACGCCGCCUUUAAAUUAAAAUAGAAUAUUAUUUUGUUUCUACCAGAAAUGUAUGUUGUUUUAGUCUAGAUUUAUUUAGCAAUUUUCUCCUUAAGCUCGCGAUACCUUGCUAGCAACUGUACUGCUACGUGCAGUUUGUUGCCUUCCAGUCGUCUGAGAGGAUAUUCCUUGGAUAUACAUUCUCUUUAUUUGCCGUCUUUUUGUCGUAGCUAAAUUAGCCUUUUUAGAUUCCUGUUUCAAUUUAGAUGGCAAGCUUCCCAGACUCUGUAAACGAAAAUGACAUAGGUAAGGCUAAGUCCAUUGGGGAGCUCCUGGUGCCUGUCGCUCCUUUCGACCAGAAGUCUGGCCGCGAGGCCUGGUCUGUGGCCUUUGCUCCUGAUGGCUCCUACUUUGCUUGGUCUCAAGGCCACCGUGUAGUGCGCCUCGUACCCUGGUCCCGAUGCCUCAGCAACUUCUCUGGGGGCCGUGCGGAUGCUCCAGAGGGGGCGGGGCCUCGCCGGCUGUCGCGGCAGAACAGCGAGGGGAGCCUGGUUCCCAGCAUGCCGCGGGAGCACACCAUCGACUGCGGCGACAUCGUGUGGGGGCUGGCCUUCGGCUCGUCUGUCCCGGAGAAGCAGAGCCGCUGCGUUAACAUCGAGUGGCACCGCUUCAAAUUCGGCCAGGACCAGCUGCUCCUGGCCACCGGGCUCAGCAACGGCCGCAUUAAGAUCUGGGACGUCUACACGGGCAAGCUGCUCCUGAACCUGAUGGACCACACGGAUAUAGUGCGGGACUUGACCUUUGCCCCCGAUGGCAGCCUGGUGUUGGUGUCCGCCUCCCGGGACAAAACCUUGCGUGUGUGGGACCUGAAGGACGACGGGAACAUGGUGAAGGUUCUGCGGGGGCACCAGAACUGGGUGUACUGCAGCGCAUUCUCCCCUGACUCCUCCGUACUCUGCUCUGUCGGAGCGGGCAAAGCGGUGUUUCUCUGGGACAUGGAUAAGUACGGGCUGAUCCGGAAGCUGGAGGGUCACCAUAACGACGUGGUGUCCUGUGAGUUCUCCCCCGACGGCGCUCUCCUGGCCACGGCCUCCUACGACACCCGCGUCAUUGUGUGGGACCCGCACCUGGGGACCGCCAUGCUGGAGCUGGGACACCUGUUCCCUCCCCCCUCGCCCAUAUUCGCCGGAGGCGCUAACGACCGUUGGGUACGAUCUGUGGCCUUCUGCCACGACGGGCUCUGCAUUGCCACCAUCGCUGAUGACAGGCUGGUUCGGUUCUGGACCAUUGAAGAGAGCUCCCCUCAGGCACUCGCUCCUCAGGCCAACGGACUCUGCUGUGCCUUUUCUACUGAUGGCAGCGUGCUGGCUGCAGGGUCGCGGGACGGCAGUGUGCGUUUCUGGGCGGCUCCGCGCUCCAUCGCCAGCCUGCAGCACCUCUGUCGCCUGGCUCUGCGGCGGCUGAUGCCCACCCCCCAGGUGCAGGCCCUCCCUGCGCCGCCCCGCAUUCUGGACUACCUGUCCUACAGGAUCGUCUGAACCCCGCACGCUGCCCAGCAACGAGCCGCCCGCGGCUGGAAAUGCAAAAAAGACCAGAACAGUGUGAGUGUGAGAGAGAGAGAGAGAGAGAGAGAGAGAAAGAGAAAGAUGAGAAAUCCAUCUUUGGAGGGGUAAAACUUGACGUCACAUCCGCACAUGCUGUACACCUGUGCACUCGCCGGCCUGAAAUUAUUUAAUUUAGUUUUGCCAAGUUUCUCUGGGUGUGUGGGCCAUUAGCAGUAGUGUGUGUUGGUCCUGCAGCUGGCUGCUAAACUGCAGAAGCCUUACUCCAUCGCUACACUUGCCUUACUCCGUUGCUACGUUAGCCUUUGUGCCGAUUCCCCUGAUACUAGGGCUAAAUGUUUUAGUGCUAACCCCCCUGAUGCCAAGCAAGGUGAAUGUUUUAGUGCUUUUAGGGCUUAGCGUACAUACUCGUGUGUUUGUGUGUGUGUGUGUUUGAGGGGAGCGGACUGUGUGUGUGUGUUUGUGUGUGUGUUUGAGGGACUGGGCUGUGUGUGUGUGUGUGUGUGUGUGUGUGUUUGAGGGGACUGGGCUGUGUGUGUGCGUGUGAGUGUGUGGGUGUGUGAGUGUGUGUAUGUGAGAGUGUGUGAGUGUGUGUGUGUGUUUGAGGGGAGCGGACUGUGUGUGUGUGUUUGUGUGUGUGUUUGAGGGGACUGGGCUGUGUGUGUGUGUGUGUGUGUGUUUGAGGGGACUGGGCUGUGUGUGUGCGUGUGAGUGUGUGGGUGUGUGAGUGUGUGUAUGUGAGAGUGUGUGAGUGUGUGUGUGUGUUUGAGGGGAGUGGACUGUGUGUGUGUGUGUGUGCGUGUGUGAGUGUGUGGGUGUGUGAGUGUGAGUGUGUGUGUGUGUGAGUGUGUGGGUGUGUUUGAGGGGAGUGGACUGUGUGUGUGCGCGCGUGUGUGAGUGUGUGGGUGUUUGAGGGGACUGGACUGUGUGUGUGCGUGUGUGUGUGCAUGUGAGGGAAGGGCUCGUGCCCUCGUAACGUGCCUCUGGGAUUCCUCCUGGCCCUUAAUGAGAAGCAGGGAGUCUGGGAGGGUGGCGAUGGUCAUUCCUCGUAUGAAAAAGGGCGCUUCAGAACGGCUGUUGGGCCAUAAACGUUUUGUCCUUUUAUCCCUCAUCAAUGUGAUAAUGCUGAAAGUUCAUUAGCCUUAUUUACGCUAUGCCAACACACUGACGCUUGCUGUGUCGAUGAACAGAAUAGCAGCAACGCCGGCCAAAAUCCUUGAGUCUCCUUCAGCUCGUUCUGCCCUAGGUUUCAAGAAUAAAAAAUCUAAAUUCAUGAAAA